AACAAAAGCUGUACUAAACACCACCUAUGCUCAACAUUUAUAAAGCCAAGUCUUCCUUGAUGAGUGAAAAGUUAUGGAGUCCAGCUGUGUAAACAUCAAUGAAGACUGACUAGUCUAACUCACUUUACUUGUUUGUAGGCUUUGCAUUGCACCUACAUUUGCCUAUAAAGCAUUUGGCCUCUCUCCUGUUAAUAGUCAGCAAGCAUUACAACCCUUUGUUUUUGAAUCUAGGAGCAAACAUGGUCUCUAACAAUCAACUCUUUCACCUCUUUUUGUUUCUUUGUUUUUUCCAGAUUACUUGUUUGCAUGCCCAACUCUGCACUCAACAACAGACCUCUGCAUUGCUCCAAUUUAAGCAACAAUUUUCCUUCGAUAAAUCUGCUUCCUACUUUAACUGUGAUUAUUUCGGAAUCCAUUCUUACCCGAAGAUGGAGUCGUGGAAGGAGGGUUCUGAUUGUUGCUCAUGGGAUGGGGUCGAGUGUGACAACAACACAAGUCAAGUAAUUGGCCUCGACCUCACUUGCAGCUGGCUCAACGGCACCAUCCACCCCAAUACCACCAUCUUCUACUACUUUCCUCCCUCCGAAGCCUCAACCUUGCUUUCAAUGACUUUGGUAUGUCUCCAAUCUCAUCUGAAUUUAGUCGAUUCACCAGAUUGACACACCUCAACCUCUCUCACUCUAGUUUUUCUGGCAAAGUCCCUAUAGAAGUCUCCUUUCUGAGCAAAUUGGUCUCGCUUGAUCUGUCUUCCAAUUAUGGUUUGAGGUUGGAAGAACCUGGAUUUGAAUUACUUGUUCAAAACUUAACCAAGGUAAGAGAACUUAAUCUUGAUAGUGUAAACAUAUCUUCAGUGGUUUUGAAUUCCUUGCUCAAUCUCACAUCUUUAACACAUCUCGAUCUUAGUUCGUGUGGGUUGCUUGGAAAAUUUCCUGACGGAAUAUUCCAUUUACCACAUCUGAAUAACCUGCGUAUAUUCGGUAAUCUUGCUCUCACUGGCUAUUUUCCCGAGUUUAUAAACUCGAGCAGUCCUCUCCAGUACUUGGAGCUUGCAUACACUAAUUUCUCUGGAGAACUACCUCACUCAAUUGGGAAUUUGAAGUCCUUGAAAAUUUUGGCUGCCUUUGAUAAUAAAUUUUAUGGAUCCAUCCCUACGUCGCUCGGAAACCUUACGGAAAUGACUGAUUUUGACAUCAGAGAAAACAAUUUCACUGGCAUGCUCCCAUCUUCACUUUCAAACCUUGGAAAUCUCAUCUACUUGGGAGUUGAGGGUAAUAAUUUUGAAGGUAAAAUCGCAGAUUUUUUACCCAAUGCAAACCUAACAAAACUUUUUGCGUUAGAUUUGUCGGAUAAUCUGCUAAGAGGACCUCUUCCAUCACAAAUAAUUGGACUUCCAAAUCUAGCGGCAUUACUUUUAGGUAAUAACUUAAUCAGUGGUACAAUUCCAUCUUGGGUCUUCAGCUUACCAGCAUUGGAUUUCUUCAACCUCAGUAAUAACAAAUUGACUGGCCAAAUAAAAGAGUUCAAAUCCACUCAUUUAACUAUUGUUGAUUUGAGCAAUAACAACCUACAUGGUAGGUUUCCAAGUUCAACCUUAAAACUCGUGAACCUUACUAGUCUCAUUCUUUCAUCAAAUAACUUCAGUGGUGAGCUAGACAUGCUCUGUCAUGCAAUUUCCCUUCAAAUUCUUGUCCUAUCUAGUAACAACUUUAAUGGUUCUAUUCCACAAUGUUUAGGAAAUUUCAGCAUAGGUUUCUCUGUGCUUGAUCUGCGAAAGAAUAAUUUUUCUGGCACCAUUCCUGAUGCAUUUGUAAAGGGAAAUUCCUUCGAAACAAUCAACCUUGACGGAAAUGGAUUUGAGGGCCCAGUACCAAAGUCUUUAGUCAAUUGCAAAAUGCUAAAAGUGCUAGACCUUGGACAUAACAAGUUCUCCGAUAAAUUUCCAUAUUGGUUGGAAAAUUUAACUUCACUACAAGUUCUAAUUUUGAGAUUUAACAAAUUCCAUGGGCCUCUACCGAAUUCAGAGUGCAAAUUUCCCUUCCCCAACUUGCGAGUUAUGGAUUUAUCAAACAAUUAUUUUACUGGUCCAUUGCCAAGAAAAUAUUUCAAGAAUCUCAAUGCUAUGAUGAAUGUCAACGAAGCUAGUUUUGAAUUGAAUUACUUAGGGAUGCCUAGUAGUUCAGCAUAUUACUAUAAUGAUUGUUUGACUAUAGUAAUCAAAGGAUCAACCAUAGAAAUGGUAAAAGUCCUAACCAUUUUCACUGCAAUUGAUUUAUCGAAAAACAAUUUUGAAGGUGAGAUUCCAGAGAUCAUUGGAAGGCUAAAUUCAAUCCGAGGGCUCAACUUAUCCCACAACAACCUUAUAGGUCAUGUACCAGCAUCUCUUGCUAAUUUGACAACACUUGAAUGGUUAGAUCUCUCUUCCAACAAAUUCACUGGGGAGAUUCCUCAACAACUAAGGAAUUUGAUAUCCCUUGCAGUCUUGAACCUUUCGCAAAAUCAACUAGUAGGGCCGAUACCACAAGGCAACCAAUUUGAUACAUUUUUAAAUGAUUCCUACAUUGGCAACUUGGCAUUAUGUGGACCUCCAUUGCUUAAUACAUGCAAUCCAAGGACACCACAACCACCACCCUUGAUGUUUCAACAAGAAGACAAUCCUUCAAGUGGAUUCAAUUGGGAAGUCAUAUUACCGGGUUAUAUAUGUGGGCUUGUGUGGGGACUUGUUAUGGGAUAUCUUAUGUUCUCUAGAGGAAAACCUCAAUGGCUUGUGAGGAUCAUUGAAGGUGAACGAAACAAAAGCAGAAAGAGAUUUAAAAAGCAUGCUCACAAGAACAGAGGAAGGUGAAAUUAGCCAAUGCAAAUGGUGUCCUUUGUUGCGGUGCAUUUCAAUUUGAUCCAAGUGGCAUAGCUUUUUGGAGCCAGGGCGAAUUUUGGUCAAGCUGAUGCAUUACACAAUACUGGGAAGUUGCAGAUACAAUAUCAAAGAUUAGAAUGUAUAUAUAUGUUAGUGAGUGUGUGUCUACUUGAUGAGUGUGUUGUUAAAUUUGUAAAAUAUAAAUUUUAAUUUUGAUUUAAAAAUGAAUAUGUUGUGUGCUAUUAUUAAGUAGUAAAGAUAUUGUUUCCCAUAUUGAAGAUCUAGGAUUGGAACCUUUUGCGUGGUUUGUAUUUUCUCGUGUUUGGAAUAAUGGAAAACGAAAAUCAAUGAAAAAUAUUUUUUAUUAUCAACAAAAAAACAAGUCAAGUAAUUGGCCUCGACCUCACUCAAAGAAGCAUUUUGCAGGUAGAACAUUGAG
Camellia sinensis is the source of this 3290-nucleotide messenger RNA. NCBI's taxonomy places the organism in Eukaryota, Viridiplantae, Streptophyta, Magnoliopsida, Ericales, Theaceae. The record is from RefSeq and is a predicted model, not a curated record.